Molecule: messenger RNA, 944 nt
Organism: Nelumbo nucifera (sacred lotus)
Lineage: Eukaryota; Viridiplantae; Streptophyta; Magnoliopsida; Proteales; Nelumbonaceae
Gene: VPS25
Product: E2F/DP family winged-helix DNA-binding domain-containing protein
Biological process (GO): protein transport to vacuole involved in ubiquitin-dependent protein catabolic process via the multivesicular body sorting pathway
Cellular component (GO): ESCRT II complex
Molecular function (GO): structural molecule activity; protein homodimerization activity
Source: RefSeq, a predicted model, not a curated record
GAGUAGAGGACGCCGUGAUCACCAUUAGCUGAUAUCUCUCUCCCUCUCCAGUGAUAAAGCCACAAAGGCUGGUGUGACCGACUCCCGGGCUUCGAAUCAAUCUGCUGAACGAUGUAAUGUCUCAAACUUGAUCGAUCUCUAGCAGCCUUGCAGUUAAAAGGUCUUUUCUACAGGACAAAACAAUCGAGAGAUGCAGAGACUGGGUGACUUUAAGUUACCCCAUUUCUUCAAUUACCCACCUUACUUCACUUUGCAGCCAAUAAGGGAAACUCGGGAAAAGCAGGUUCAACUUUGGAAGGAACUGAUACUUGAUUACUGCAGAACUCAGAAGAUCUUUGUGAUUGGACUAGAGGAAGAAUUUCCCCUCUUCUCCAAUCCUGUUAUUGAAAGAUCUCUCAGUCAUGAAGCUAAAGAGGCAUUUCUAUCAGCCCUAGUCUCUGAAGGGCGUGCAGAAUGGAUGGAUAGGGGACACAAAAGAUGCCUUAUUCUCUGGCUUCGGAUUCAAGAUUGGGCUGAUUGUAUCUUACGCUUUGCUAAGGACAAUGGGCUUGAAGACACCGUGAUGACAGUUGAGGAAAUUCGUUCAGGAAUUGAAUCUCGAGGAACAGAGCUUCAUGGGAUGGACCGAACGGUGCUGAUGCGGGCUCUGAAAUUACUAGAACAGAAGGGGAAGGUUGCAAUCUUCAAGGGUGCAUCUACUGAUGAUGAAGGUGUUAAAUUCUCUUUGUAGUCCACGGUUGUGCCAUAUCUUUUCCAUAAUGGUUCAUUGUGCUCCAUAUCUGUUCUUAACAACAAAUUUUGAAUACUCGGACAUCAUUCUUAGAGGCUAUUGAAUGUAUAAUAGGCUGUUGAAGAAUGAAAGGUGAAUACAUGGAAUGAAGCAGGGUGGUAAUGUUCCCUGGUUCCAUCGUAGGAUUAAUAUCCAAUUCAUGGUUAAUUUUGAU